Messenger RNA from Annulohypoxylon maeteangense, 1105 nucleotides. RefSeq names its product DUF829-domain-containing protein. NCBI's taxonomy places the organism in Eukaryota, Fungi, Ascomycota, Sordariomycetes, Xylariales, Hypoxylaceae. The record is from RefSeq and is a predicted model, not a curated record. The coding region runs from base 92 to 988 and encodes 298 amino acids. The transcript has a single exon.
CUUUUAUGAAUACUACGAAAUCUACGGCAACUCAAAUACCUUUCUUUUAUCCCAAUUGCUUCGGUAUGCAUUGUGUUUUCAUACAAUAGUCAUGGCCAUGAAAGCUUCCCCCGUGUCGGGGUUCACUCCAAUCUCCGAUCGGAUCUUCCUCCGCAAUGAAGAUUCCGAUUCGUCCGAGACCCCUGAAAAGUCGAACACUGAGCAACCAACCACGAUCAUCGUUUUUGGUUGGGGCGACGGUACUCCCAAGAACGUCGCCAAAUACGCAGAUGGCUAUCAUAAACUGUUUCCUCAGGCCCGGAUCUUGAUGGUCAUCUCAUCGACCUGGGAAGCCAUAUUUCAAUCACUGGAGCAACGGAUAAGAUCGAUGCUACCACUCGUAGACGUUGUAUUCCCAAGUCCGGAAGAUUAUUCGGACAAGAGGAUCAUUCUGCACGCGAUGUCAAAUACGGGGGGUAUAUACGCGGCUGCGGCAUUGCACGCGUUCCAGCACCGUCAUGGAGAAGAUAAGGUUCUUCCGCACCACUUGUGCGUAUCGGACUCCACGCCAGGCAGUAUCGUGUUCUCUACGGAGGUUGGGCGCUGGUCUCGAGCAGUAGCGCUUGGCACAGCCAGAUGGUUCCCCUGGCCGUUUGCGGUCACACAGAAGCUGUGGUGGGCAGUCUUGUAUGCCGUUCACCUGCUUGAGAGGGCUGUCGGGAGAGAGGCUUCCGGAGUCGCUAGCUGUAGGGCCUUCCUGGACCACGCUAUGGCGACGCCUAGGGCUCACAGGUUAUAUAUGUAUUCCAAGACCGACGACCUUAUCUGGUGGGAAGAUGUCGAGGCCCAGGCCGCGGCCGCGAAGAACAAAGGCUACACGACGAUCAUGGAGAUGUUUGAUAAUUCACCACAUGUGGGCCAUAUGAGGAUGCAUCCUGAUCAGUAUUGGGGUGCGAUUGAGAGUAAUUGGAAGGCUUCUGUGGCGUCGGAGGGGAGCUCGAGGAUGUAGAUUGGGAUUUUCAUGUUCGGGGAGUUAAAUAUGUGGGAAAGAUAUAUCGCCGUGGGGUAGAUAUGAUUUGAUGAAAGAAGAAAGAAUAAUGAUAAUAAUAAAUUGCAGACUCAAAAG